AUGCCGACCUUGUCGCUCACAAACUUCAACAUUGUGUGCGCCGUGCUGGGAGGAUUCAUCACUCUCUUUGGACUCGUCAGUUACUUGUUCAAGGAGCAAUUCUAUCUCUCGGAAGCGUUGAUUUCUCUGGUGGCUGGAAUCAUCUUUUCCCCCAAUGCCACUGGCCUGAUCAAACCUCUUGAGUACGCCGCUGGCUCAGAAGAGAGCCUCGACUACAUCACGCUCUACUUCACGCGCCUCGUUUUGGGCGUCCAGCUUGUACUUGCAGGGGUCCAACUGCCGAGCAGGUACCUCUACACGGAAUGGAAGUCUCUGGCCCUUCUCCUCGGUCCCGGAAUGUGUGGCAUGUGGGUGUGUGCAAGCCUGCUUGUAUGGGCCAUGGUCCCGCAUCUGAGUUUCCUUCACGCCCUUGCCAUCGGAGCAUGUGUCACACCUACUGAUCCUGUGCUGUCGAACUCGAUUGUCAAGGGAAAAUUCGCAGACAAGAACAUUCCCAAACCGUUACAGAAGAUUAUCAUUGCAGAGUCGGGGGCCAACGAUGGUCUCGGAUACCCUUUCUUGUUCCUGGCUCUCUAUCUGAUCAAGUACACUCAACAGGGAGGCGCUGGUCAGCCCGGAGGAGCAUCCAAGGCGAUGGGAUACUGGUUCGCAGAGACGUGGGGAUAUACUAUUUUGCUGAGUAUCGUCUAUGGUGCCGUCGUGGGCUGGGUUGCGAAAGAACUUUUGCACUUUGCCGAGGAGAGAAAGUUUGUAGACAGGGAGAGUUUUCUCGUCUUUGCCAUCACGCUUGCUCUCUUCAUAACAGGGACUUGCGGCAUGGUUGGCUCGGAUGACGUCCUGGCUUGCUUUAUUGCUGGGAAUGUAUUUACGUGGGACGACUGGUUCCGGCUCGAAACCCAAGACGACUCGCUUCAACCUACGAUUGAUAUGUUACUCAAUAUCUCGGUCUUCCUCUGGUUCGGCGCCAUCUGCCCCUGGGCAUCCUUCCGAUCAAACCAUGUCAUCCCGAUCUAUCGACUCAUUCCGCUAGGAAUUCUCAUUCUCCUCUUCCGCCGGGUCCCCAUUGUAUUUGCCAUGCACAAAAAGAUUCACCAGAUCGAGGAAUUUCAGCAAGCUGCGUUCGUGGGGUUUUUUGGGCCUAUUGGAGUGUCGGCCAUAUUCUAUCUCUAUGUCAGUAUUGAUUUUCUCCAACAAGUCACCGUUAACGGCAGGGUGCGUGAAGACGCAGUCCGUCUCGAAGAAAUCAUGAGGGUGGUAAUUUGGUUUUUGGCGAUAUGCAGUAUUGUCGUUCAUGGGCUCUCGAUCCCGCUGGGCAAACUCGGUUAUCAUCUCCCGCGGACUAUGUCUCAGGCUCUCAGUAGUGACAGGGAGGAUGACGAGCCAGAUAUUCACUUGGGACCGUCGCAUCAUCGCAGAUCAACGAGUCAAUUGCGGCAGAGGAAAGCCAAUGGCAACAGGAAUCCGGAUCGCCGCCCAGUUCCCGCGGCGUUUAUGAUCGGGCAAAGAAAUACGACAAGAUCGACCACCAUGGAUCUAGAGAGCGCACAGGAGCCUGCUCGACCUGUCCACAUUAUUGAGGACUCGCCGGGGACGUUGGGGCAGCCAAACGAGGCUGGAACGCAGCUAGAUAGCCCCGCAAGCGAGCUAGAGGAGCCGAAGCAUUCUAAUGGCGUGGAAGUAAGUGAGGAGGUAAAGACAAAUUGA
Cladophialophora psammophila CBS 110553 is the source of this 1704-nucleotide messenger RNA. RefSeq lists its product as uncharacterized. The transcript has 3 exons. The record is from RefSeq and is a predicted model, not a curated record. Gene Ontology annotation, cellular component: plasma membrane. Lineage: Eukaryota; Fungi; Ascomycota; Eurotiomycetes; Chaetothyriales; Herpotrichiellaceae. Gene Ontology annotation, molecular function: sodium:proton antiporter activity. The coding region runs from base 1 to 1704 and encodes 567 amino acids. Gene Ontology annotation, biological process: sodium ion export across plasma membrane; regulation of membrane potential; proton export across plasma membrane.